Messenger RNA from Funneliformis mosseae, 918 nucleotides. Lineage: Eukaryota; Fungi; Glomeromycota; Glomeromycetes; Glomerales; Glomeraceae. The record is from the annotation of a GenBank genome assembly.
AUGGCUUCGAUACUGUCUGAUGGUUCUUUAACCGAUGUGUCUUCCUUGAGCUCACCUUCUUCGGAUUCAUAUGAUAGUUCGGGAAAUUCUUCACCAAACGUAAAGUUACGAUAUCAAAAGGGAGAAGAAGCAUUAUGUUAUCAUGGUCCCACAGUAUAUGUAGCGCAAAUCUUGGACACGAGGAUAAUAUACACGAGCAAAGUGGGAGAAGUGGGACCACAAUAUCACGUACAUUACAAAGGAUGGAAUAAGAAAUGGGAUGAGUGGGUACCCGAAUCAAGGUUACUUAAGAAGACUCAAGAAAAUAUAGACAUGUCAAAGGAAGAUGAUAGUGACCCGGAAGGGGGUGGGGAUAAGAAGAAUUCAAAAUUACGUUCGAAAAGGAUUCGAUUAUCCGUUGAUGUGAAUAUCGAGGAGAAGGUUAGGAUGGUCGAUGAAUGGCAAUGGAUAACCAAAAAUCAAUUGAUUAUACAUCCCAUGCCAAGAGAAAAGACAGUUGAUGAUAUCUUAAAGGAAUUUUUAGAUUGGUAUUUGGAAAGGUUAAGAGAACGGAAUAAGAUUACCAAACAACAAGAGUUGGACGUGGAGGAUGAUGUAGAAGAUUUUAAAGAAUUUUUUAAUGAGGUUCUACCGGUCAAUCUGCUUUAUCGUUUCGAAAGGCAGCAAUUUGUUGAAUUAGUUGAAAAAUAUCCCGAACUUUCUUAUUCUUCAAUUUAUGGCGCGGAACAUUUAAUGCGCCUUAUUGUAAAGAUCCCAGAUCUUGUCUUUUCCGUACAAAUGAAGGAAGAAAAGGCCGAGGAGAUACAGGUUUUGAUCAGAGAGAUGGUGGAAUUCAUUCAACUUAAAUGUAAACCUUAUUAUGCUACUCAAUAUGAGCCUGCUGAUCCCGCUUACAUCAGAAUCAUCUGGGAAUACUAA